GAUAGUUACAAAAACUAUGAGGAGUGAUAUGUUUUGUUAAUAUAUGUGAACAUUGUAAAACAUAUAUUAUUUUGAAACACAUGGAAUAUCAUUUAAAGAAUUAAAUUAUGUACUGUAUUUUUGGUAUUUAAUUAAUACAUUCUUGAUGUUAUCUAAGCCCAAAUAAUCGGACGAAAAGAAGAGAUCGAUCACCUAUAUAAAUGCUGAGAUGAUUUUUUGGAACCAAACAAUAUUUAGAAAUCAGAACCCUAGAAGACGAAUCUGCUGAAGCAACGAGAGAUCUCCAGUGCGGUGAGACCUUUCUUGUUCAACAAUCUUACUCUACACUUCUCUAAAUAUUUUCAGACAAUUAUGAAAAUCCAUUAAGCUAUAUUUCUUGUUCUCUAAGUUUCUCCUGCUUAGUUUUCUACUCUGCUCUACUUUAGAAUGUAUUCAUGCUCACUUUAUAACAAUGUUGCCUAUGCAUACUAACUGAAGAUUCAAAUAGCUUUUGUGUUAACCUUUUAGUUUCGUACUGUGAUGCAGAUCUUGUGUCUGAACGUGAAGCAAAACAAUGAGCGAGAGAGGAGUAACAUCAGGUUGCAGAACCGAAGAAGACAUGAUAAGCUUCUUACCUGAUCACUUGCUGUGUCAGAUACUCUCUCAUGUUCCUACAAAGACAGGUGUUAUGACUAGUGUUCUGUCCACCAGAUGGAGAACUGUCUGGCUUUCGACACCUCUCUUGGAUUUGCACACUGAUGAUUUCCCUAGCUUCACCGCCUUGGCGAGCUUCAUCUCCCGUUUUCUAGAUGGCUCAUCAUGUUUACAGAAGCUCAAACUUGCUUUGGUCUCUGGGAGACCUAUUGAAGAUAUCUCUAAUGAUUUUUUGAGAUUCUCUUUUAACGAUAAGAGAAUUAUUCAAGAUAUCUCUAAUCAUCCCGCUUACUUGAUGACGCAGUGGAUCAACAAUGCAGUUACACGUAAAGUUCAACAUGUAGAUAUCUUAUAUCAUUGGAUUGUGGACAUGAUGAUGAUGCCACUAAGCAUCUACACCUGUGAGACUCUAGUAUCCUUGAAACUUCAUAACGUGACACUGACUGAUUCUGAGUAUGUUUCUCUACCUCGUCUCAAGAUCAUGCAUUUAGUAGACAACGUUUGCGCUAAUGAUGCCUUUAUUGGGAAGCUUAUCUCAUCUUGUCCGGUUCUUGAAGAAUUAACUGUUGUUAGAAACAGAGAUACAAAGUACGACUUUGAGGUUUUACGCGUGCGUUCCCAGUCGUUAAAGAGUCUCGUAGUUGUUCUUAUUGGUAGGGAGUGGUGGCACAAUGCUUGUAGGGUUGUUGUGAUUGAUGCUCCUGGACUCAACUAUUUGAGUCUUAAAGAUAACAAGUUCACAAGUUAUGUAAUAACCAAUUUAAGUUCAUCUGCCAAGGUAGACAUUGAUGUCAGUUUUGAUGUGGACAUUGAUCUGGCUACAGACAUAAGUGUAGUUAGAAGUUUCUUAACCAUGCUCUCGAGCGUAAGGAACAUGACUAUAAGUCGAACAACUUUAGAGAGCAUAUGUCUCUACUUGAAACAUGAACCAAUGCCUCAGUUUCCUUACUUGAUCAGAUUAGAUGCGGUCUUGUAUAACUCUGAUUUGGGAAAUUUGCCAAACAUUCUUCAGAUCUGUCCAAAUCUCAAAUCCCUUGUCUUGGAGUUGAGUAAUCUUAAGAAGGAGGAACUACUUAUUCUCUCAUCAUCAUCAGUUCCAGUAUGUUUAAGAUCAUCCCUGGAGUACGUUGAGAUAAAGACACCGAUAAAAGGAGCUCUAGCUGAAAUCGAACAUGUGAAGUACUUCCUGGAGAAUUCGGCUGUGCUCAAGAAGUUUAAGAUGUGUUUGCGUAGUGGGAGAAUGAACGAAGAGUCAAACAUCUUGAUGGAACUCUUGGGAUCGAGGAGAUGUUCUCCUUCUUGUGAAGUUGUUGUUCAACUUGAAGAGUUAGAAGAGACUUCUCUCAAACUAUGA
Molecule: messenger RNA, 1987 nt
Organism: Brassica napus (rape)
Lineage: Eukaryota; Viridiplantae; Streptophyta; Magnoliopsida; Brassicales; Brassicaceae
Product: putative F-box/FBD/LRR-repeat protein At5g22670
Exons: 3
Coding region: 554-1987 (477 amino acids)
Molecular function (GO): protein binding
Source: RefSeq, a predicted model, not a curated record